Molecule: messenger RNA, 1183 nt
Organism: Cylas formicarius (sweet potato weevil)
Lineage: Eukaryota; Metazoa; Arthropoda; Insecta; Coleoptera; Brentidae
Product: sugar transporter SWEET1
Exons: 1
Coding region: 345-1022 (225 amino acids)
Biological process (GO): carbohydrate transport
Cellular component (GO): membrane
Molecular function (GO): sugar transmembrane transporter activity
Source: RefSeq, a predicted model, not a curated record
UGGGUGGGGGAACAAUUAUUAACGGCGUAUCAGCGGAUUUUGUUUAAACAAGAAUUCCAACUGUGGGGCCGAUAUUUGUUUUAUAUUUUUCUACAGUUUAUGCGUGUUGUUUUCGCGAAUUCUUGCCUACUGUGUUAAUGAUAAUAAUUUCAUCAGCAAAAAAAGUGUAUGGGGAACCAAUCCCAAAUAAGUACGUGGGGAAUAAAUUUGUUUAUUUCCUGGUACGACUUCCUUUAUAGUUAGUUGAAUGUCGUUUGUCAAGGUUAUGUGAAGCGAAAGUGUCAAGUUUAGAAAUCCUUUUUUUUAAUUUUCCUUACUUAAGUUUUUUAUUUUACUGCUUGGAAAUGGAAGUUCUUUCUCAGAGUUUACAACCCUACAAGCAAGUUAUCGGUAGUGUUGCGAUGUAUGUCACUAUCGCUCAGUUCUUGACUGGUGGAGCAAUUUGCUGGGAGAUCUACAACAAGAAGUCUUCCAAGGGCUAUAGUGCUACCCCCUUUAUUGGAGGGAUUGCUAUAGGUAUUCUUAUGGUAAAAUACGGAUACCUGCUAUCAGACCAGAUAACAAUAAACGUUAACGUCGUCGCGAUACUGUUCAACUCUAUAUGGGCCGCAAUUUACUAUCAAUAUUCAGAAAAUAAAUGGGAGGAAUUCGGAAAACCGACAUCCUAUGCCGUUGCUCUCGUGGCGGUGUUUCUGGGAUAUGCAGCGGUUGAAGAUCCGAAACAUUUGGAGUUCCGUUACAGUUUUCUAACCACAAUUUUAAUGUUAUUGUUGUUGGGCGCGCCUCUAACGGGAUUAAAAGAAAUCAUUGAGAAAAAGGACGCGUCUACCAUUCCUCUACCGAUGACUUUUAUGGCGGCCCUGGUCACUUUCCUCUGGUUACUGUACGGAAUCAUACUAAACAAUACAUUCAUGGUGGUACAAAACGUCAUAGCGUUUGGUAUAUGCGUUACUCAGUUAGUGCUGAUCGCGUUAUACCCGAAGAGAAUAAACGCAAGUGCGCAUAGCCAGCAUGACAAUUAAGUCAGGGAAGGCGGUGAUUUAUUUUUUAUCGGAAACCACAGAAUGUUAUGGAACGUACAAAUUGCAAAUUCAGACGGCGGGACGCUUACCCUUUGAAAAAUGUUUGUGUCGUGGCGGCAAGUGUUAAAUACUCGUUUAUUGAAUAAAACGCGUAGCUUCUU